AGUGGAUUCAUUUCAACAUGCAUCAGAAUUGCGAAAUUGUUGAAGAGCGUGGAACCAACGAAGUACAAAACGGCGGUCUUCAUGAUGACGAAAAAAACGGUUUAGACCUGACUAGAAACGUUGUAAUUCACCGAUUGACUGCCAAACAUGACGAACGUCCGAAUCUCGACAGCAAACAUCGAGUUUUGAUAUUCGUGAAAGGCUUGGAUCAUCCGUUUUCCGAUGGUCCAGCACCCGUUCCUUGCAAAAAUAAUGUCGCGGGUGCUUCUGACAACAAAAAGAGCCAAAUUUCAAUACCCGAAGCAGAUGAAACCGCCGACAAAGAAUAUUGCGGAAAAAACUCAACGCGGAGUAACGUCGAGGGUGAGAAAGCGAAACCGUCGAACGGAGCUUCGAGAAUUACAAAUGCGACUGACGAGGAGAAAGACGUUAUCUCCAACGAUACACACCACCUUCAUACCGAGAAGAAGAACAGUUCUGACGUAAGAAAGUUUGUCGUAGCGCACCUAUCGAGUCCCAAUCACGAGGGACAUCGAAAUCAUGUUCAAAAGUAUCGAACUUCAAUUCUUGUGGAAAGCUGCAGACUGCGUCCAUCAAACGACGGUUCACCUCUCGACGACUUGGGAGCGGAUAAGUUGGACACAAAGUUUUGCUGCUGUAAUGGCGGUUUUGUCACCGAUGAAAAAAUCAGCACGAAAGCAUCAAAAUCCGCAGAUAAACCUGAACGAAAACGCGGGGAUAAAAGUAUUUACAAAAACGCCGAAGGUUCAGCGGUGAAAUUUUCAAACGGAAUCUCAAGAAUUAUCUUAGCCCAGAAAACGAGUUAUCCGCAGUUACAGAAUGAAAAAGCGAAAACGCCAGGUGACGAUGUGUCGAGCACGGAAACAAGCAUCAAUAAUAAACAUGAGGUGAAGCCUAUAGAGUCAGACUUUGAAGACGAUUGCGUUUUGUCAUUCGCUGACAAUUUCUUGGCCACUGUUAUCAUUGCUCCGAUGGUAAUUGGUCACUGGAGGGGCUACUGGACCUUGAUGGACUUGUAUUUUAAAACGUUUCCAGCGUGGGGCAGUAUUUUCGUGGGUUCGAUGAUCCAGACAAUUCUCUCGGUUUUCAAGUACCGCUUAGACGAUACCUUCGCGAAGGAAAUACCCGUGAAAAAUGUUUUCACUCGAUUGGGAUAUCGCAUUCUGCGAAUGGUAUAUACGUGCAUUUUCACCACAGGUUGCAUCAUGCAAUGGCGAGGGGCAUGGACUGUUUUCAUUGACUUUACUGUCUACGAGUGGAUCACGAAUUGCGCCACUGGCAUCUGCUUGGUUGUCUUGAUGCUGCUGCGUUGCAUCCGAGGUCUCUUGAGUUCGCCUUUCACGGUGGGAAUCGAUAAUCGUGAAUACACGUUCAAGUUCCCCACGAGAUUCAACGUGAACACAAGAGAUUGGUCCCUCUACAUCUUGGACUGCGCUUUCAGUGUCGGAAUUGUAGGGACGCUGGUCGUAUUUGUCUGGCGAGGUGUUUGGGCCAGUUUCGACUUGUACCUGUUCCCGGACAACGCUGAAUACUCAGCUGUUGGAUCUGUAGUGAUCGGCUACACUUUUGUAGUGAUUACAUUUUCCCUGCAGCCGAUAAUGUGUUGCGUCUGCGACCGACUCAAAGGACUUCCUCGACUUAUAGCCGCCGACAUAUUCAUGCUGCUCAGUUUCGUGGCGACAGUAAACGUAUGGCGAGGAGUAUGGAAUGUCUUGGACCUCUGGUUCCUUCCCGAAGAUCCCGAACUUUCCUGCUGGAUAACGCACCUCGGCUGCUUUGUAUUCCUGGUUCUCCUUAACUGCAGCAACUCCAUUCUCGUACGGGGUGUUUACAUAGACGGAUAUGAAGACGGCGGACAGUGCGUCGUAUUCCCGUGCCAUUACCUCAGGCUCUUCUUUAAGAUUGAGAGAGAGAAAAAAGCAGCCAGGAGACAAAAUCUCGUUGUGGCCUCGAGGGACUUGGCAACGAUUAGAGAACGCACUGGGAAGGAGGAAAAUGGGAUCCUCAUAAACACCCCUAAUUCGGGAAUCGCUGCAGAGAAUCCCGAGUCGCUCGUCUAGAGUUAUAUUGAUCAGCUACGGAUCUCUGCCCCCAACUUUUCUGCCAGUUUAUCAGCCCGCGAACUUCCGGCCAAAGCAUUACGAGCAUGAAAGUGUCGAAGCAACGCGUCCUUCAAAUGUAAGAGCGGUCCAUUUGCGUGAAAAAUGUUGGCCGAGCAACGAGACAAAGUGUUGGGACGACCGUCGGUCAAUGAGAUGUAUAGUAUUAUGAGCUCGCCCAAGUCAGGUGAUUUUCUUUUUGUUAUUUCGUUAUUUUCUUUUCUAAUGCAAACUUAAUGUUACGUACGUUUCAUUCGAAAAUCACGAAUCACAUGGCAUCGUCAAAACACUUUAUCAGGUAUUGGAGGCGGGUAUGACAAGAGUAUAUAUACGUGGUAUAUAUACGGUUGAAAAUAUACAGUAUAACAAAAACUCGAAGAUCUAAAGUAUGGCUUCCGGCUUGUUAUUAUUUAUACGCUUAAAUGAUUGAUGGUUGAAAAUAAGAGUAUAAAUUGCUACAACAGAUAAUGGCUAACAGGUGUAAUAUUGAGGUAGCAUGUUGAAGAACCGUGGUGUAACAAAAUUCGAUUAAAUAACGAUUAAAAAGUACCAAAGCUAAAUUUAAGUGUGCUUGAGUGACAGUGCUACGUUCAAACUAUAUGAAUAAAAUAUUUAACACAAUUUAUAAAUUGGAUGUUUAUCUUAUCAUUUAGACGGAUUUAUAAGAAGCUAUAAAUCACGGUCUAGAUAAUCGUAAAAUUGAAUUUACGUUAAAUUCCAUCGUAUAGCGGUAAUUAAUAUACAUAUAUGUAUAUACUAUAAUACGUGUAAUUAGUACUAUGAACGGCAGUAUUCUCAUCGCUGAUUCCUAAUAAUACCAGCCAAAGAAUUUACUUCCAAAUUUCGUAGCUUUUUGUGCCGCGUGCAGUCAAGAGAAAAAAAAUACACGAAAGAAAGAAACAAAUU
Messenger RNA from Diprion similis, 3026 nucleotides. RefSeq lists its product as uncharacterized. Gene Ontology annotation, biological process: clustering of voltage-gated calcium channels; neuromuscular synaptic transmission; neuron-neuron synaptic transmission. Gene Ontology annotation, cellular component: presynaptic membrane. The record is from RefSeq and is a predicted model, not a curated record. Bases 18 to 2081 code for a protein of 687 amino acids. The transcript has 7 exons. Lineage: Eukaryota; Metazoa; Arthropoda; Insecta; Hymenoptera; Diprionidae.